Penicillium macrosclerotiorum is the source of this 444-nucleotide messenger RNA. RefSeq lists its product as uncharacterized. The coding region runs from base 1 to 444 and encodes 147 amino acids. The record is from RefSeq and is a predicted model, not a curated record. NCBI's taxonomy places the organism in Eukaryota, Fungi, Ascomycota, Eurotiomycetes, Eurotiales, Aspergillaceae. The transcript has 2 exons.
AUGGUCGCUUGGGAUGGCCUUCCAGCCCUUGGUGCUUAUUGUGCAUCGAAGGCCGCACUCCAUUAUGCUGUCGAAUCUCUAUCUAAGGAGCUUGCCUCGACAGUAAUAAAGACACUACUUAUAGAGCCCGGCUCAUUUCGUACGGAGCUCUUAAAUCCACAGAACCGCAAGAAUGUGCCCACUAAAAUCGAGGACUAUCGAGUUUUGUGUGAGACAGUGAAAAGUCAAUUUGCAAGCCUCCAUCACAAUCAACCUGGUGAUCCUACCAAGGGUUCCCACCGUAUCAUUGAUAUUGUCAAAGGCGAGAAUGACGCAGCUGGAAAGGUAUGGCCGACCUCGCUGGCCCUAGGGUCCGAUGCUAUUGGGACCAUUCACAAAACAUGCGAGGAUAUGCUUUGUGAGCUAGGCGCAUGGGAAACUUUUUCUGCCUCAACAGAUAUCUAA